Messenger RNA from Daucus carota subsp. sativus, 1527 nucleotides. RefSeq lists its product as uncharacterized. NCBI's taxonomy places the organism in Eukaryota, Viridiplantae, Streptophyta, Magnoliopsida, Apiales, Apiaceae. The record is from RefSeq and is a predicted model, not a curated record. The transcript has 8 exons. The coding region runs from base 139 to 1527 and encodes 462 amino acids.
GGCCAAGCCUUUCAGCUUUCAGCCAGAGAAGGGAGGAACUCGAGGAAGAAAAACAAGGGCAUAUUUCUAAUAUGGAGUUCAUGAAUCAUGUGUACCACUUUGACGAUCCAGCUACUCAAAAAUUGAAGGGACAUCGACAUGGAUUUGUCUAAAGAACUCAAGCAUAAUGAAUCUAAUGUACAAGAUGCACAGCCGCAUGAUGUACAAGAUGCACAGCCUCAUGUGGAAAAGUUAGCUACUUUAGUAGGACAGCUAAUAAGCAUCAAAAAAAUAUUUCAGACACAUGAUUCUACCAUACAAUCAGAAGCUGAUGUACUUGAUGCUCAACAUGAGGAGGCUGUUUCUCUUAAAAGAGAACUCUUUAAAGAUUCCCAGAUUUACAAACUAUUGGGAGUGAAGGAGGGGAGUGGCUGCUCCGCUGCCCUCAUUCAAUUAUUUUGUGAUUUUUUUGAUCAAGAAAGAGGUAUCUUCAAGAUCAAAGAGGGAAUAGAAAUCAGUUUUUGUGCACACCGGGUUGCAGAUUCAGUAUCAAUCAACCAUACCGGUAAGCCAAUCAGGGAAUUUGAGAUGCAGGGGAAGGAUAAAAUGAUGCGGCUUCCACCUUUUGUGGAUAGUUUAAAACAGUUGUAUGUUUCUAAGAAUGAGAAAAAGGAGAAAAAAGAUAGAAACGACAAGGAGAAGCACAAAAACAGGAUUAAGAGGGAAUUGAGUUGUCACUCCUUGAUAGAGAUUUUGAGGCGCAUGCCUGUGGAAACGGAUGAACAGAAAGACCAAUACAAGCAGCUUGUUCGCUUGUUUGUGGAUGACCAGAUUUUCCUUCCAUCUAGCGAAAAUGCAUACAUCAGGAGUGGGAACUACAAGUAUUGCGUUGACGCGUCCACAUUUGAAUCAAUUAAUUGGGCUCAAGCAAUACUUGACAGAAUUUAUGAGGCUGUUAAGAAGAACACUCGGACAUUUAGUGCUUGCAGUACUGUUUUUCAGGCACUCAUUUAUGAUAAAAUUCCGAAGUUGGUUCUCGAGGACAUGAAACUUAAGUCAGCUCUAGUACCGGCAGAUAAAUACCCGGUGAUUAGGAGGAAGAAAGAAAUAUGGAAAUUGAAGCUUGAUGAACUGAACUCCGAAGACAUCAAUAAAUGUGGUCUUUGUUCUCAACUUGACCAUGGACUUGACCAUGGCCACCACACGCCACUUUUUCAGAAAGCUUGUGAGGGUGUCAUGCUUGCGCAUGUAAUCGGGCAAGCAAGACAGGUACUAGAGGGAUCCUUGGAGGGUGAUUACCUCUCGGAAAUCAAUGAUUUUGGUCUUGUUGAAGACUUGAAAACUCAAUAUUUGGGAAUAGAUGAUAGAGAUGACUGGAGGUUAAUUGAAGCUCUUUCAAUGAAGGAUGCCUGCAGAUACACAGAGCCAGAAGCUCUGCUGAUUAACCUAAGUUCCACUCCAAAAACUUCGAACAUUGUAACUGUUCAUCCUCAAAUUGCGGAGCCAUCUGCGGAGCAACUAUGCGUGCAACAUCCGACUCUUGGUUAG